AUGUACUGGUCGCAGAAUUGGACAGCACCUCCAACAGUGACGGCAGAAAUCGACUGCACGGAGAGGAAGCUGCUCAAGCGGCUGAUUGGCUACUUUUCGCCUACGCCGUCGAAAGUGGCUACAGAAAAUCGUCUUGCCUUCCUCGAUCAGAUUAUGAGGAGUCCAUCAGAUCGCAUUGUUCAAAGUUCUCUGACGGAUUCAAAUUGGAAGAGGAAAUGGAAUACUGACGAAUGGUUUGAAUAUGAGCAGACUCUUGCUGAAGAUCGAGAAGAUUGGGUAGAGCUGUGCUUAAGAACAACAGACCUCGGCGAAGAUGCUGGCAUUCGCAUCAGAUGA
Molecule: messenger RNA, 336 nt
Organism: Necator americanus (New World hookworm)
Lineage: Eukaryota; Metazoa; Nematoda; Chromadorea; Rhabditida; Ancylostomatidae
Exons: 3
Coding region: 1-336 (111 amino acids)
Source: RefSeq, a predicted model, not a curated record